CCGCCUGCUGUUCUCCGGCGUGCGGGUCCCGAAGGUUAUGCAUAUUGCCGUUUACAUGGACUUCAGAACUAGCUCUUUCUAGACUAGAUCAACUCUGGUUUGGUGAUAUCUCUUCGCAAUGCAAAGAUGGCAGACCUGCUCCCUCCCACAGGCGCCGACGCGUUCCGCCGCUUCACCCCGGAAUCACUGGCGGAGAUCGAGAGGCUCAUGGAGGAGAAGAAACGAGCCAUGCAAGUAGAGGGGUACGUAGACCCUGGCCCGUCAGAACCUAGCAAAGACCUAGAGGCUGGUAAAAGUCUGCCCAUGAUCUUUGGAGACGCUCCAACGGAGAUGCUCAACACACCGCUGGAGGAUAUAGACCCCUUCUAUAAAGCAAAGAAGACCUUUAUCGUGAUCACCAAAGGAAACACAAUCUUCAGGUUCAAUGCUGAGCCAUCUUGCUACAUUCUAAGCCCCUUCAAUCUUCUUAGAAGAGGAGCCAUCAAAAUUCUCAUACAUUCGUUCAUCAUGAUUACUAUACUGUCAAAUUGCUUUUUUAUGACGAUGAGCGACCCACCGUCAUGGAGUAAAACUGUGGAGUAUGUUUUUACUGGUAUUUAUACCUUUGAGGCCUCAUGCAAAGUGCUGUCAAGAGGCUUUGUGGUCGGACCUUUUACAUUCCUUCGAGAUCCAUGGAAUUGGCUGGAUUUCAUGGUGAUCAGCAUGGCGUAUGUCACUGAGUUUGUUGAUUUAGGCAAUGUGUCAGCCCUCAGGACGUUCCGUGUACUUCGAGCCCUUAAAACAAUCACUGUGAUUCCUGGUUUAAAAACCAUUGUGGGUGCCCUGGUACAGUCUGUGAAGAAAAUGGGGGACGUGAUGAUUCUCACUGUGUUUGCCCUGGCCGUCUUUGCUCUCAUCGGCCUCCAACUCUUCAUGGGAAACCUUCGCAACAAGUGUAUUCGAUGGCCCCUCCUCAACUCAACUGUGUUUGAUUACAACUCCACCUUGUUUUUCAAUGACACCAUGGGUUUCAGCGAAACGAUGAAUUCCACUAUCCCUUUUGAUUUCCAGGAGUACAUCAACAAUGAAGAGAAUCACUACUUUCUGGAAGGCAGUCUGGAUGCCCUUCUUUGUGGAAACAGCUCUGAUGCUGGAAAGUGCCCAGAAGGAUACACAUGCAUAAAGGCUGGGAGAAACCCCAACUACGGCUAUACCAGCUACGACUCUUUUGGCUGGGCCUUCUUAUCCCUCUUCCGACUAAUGACACAGGACUACUGGGAGAACCUGUUCCAACUGACCCUUCGAGCAGCAGGGAAGACCUACAUGAUAUUUUUUGUGCUAGUCAUCUUCCUGGGUUCCUUCUACCUCAUCAACCUUAUCCUUGCUGUGGUUGCAAUGGCCUACGAUGAGCAGAAUGUGGCCACUCUAAAAGAGGCCCAGGACAGGGAGGAGGAGUUUCAGAGGCUGCUGGAACAAUACAGAAUCCAAGAUCAGCUUGCUGCUGCUGCUGCUGGAAGUCAGGCAACGCUUACGAGUCGGAAAGAGCUUAGUCUCCAUUCAGGGUCACACGGCGGGUCUGCGGAUGACGAACAAAGCGUCGGAGAAGACAUCAUCAAGGACUGUAAUGGGAGAAUUGUGCCCAGGCUGGCUAUCAUACCAGUGUCUUCUGAGUCAGAGGCAGUUACAGAGGAAGGAAGUAAAGUGGAUAGCAUGCUUCAUGUGGAGCAGCCGGGCCUGAAGAACAGAUCGGCCAGUGCUAUUAGUGUCCUCAGCGCUGUCAUAGAGGAGAUGGAGGAUGCCCAGAAGCCUUGUCCACCUGGCUGGUACAAGUUUGCAGACAUGUUUCUGAAGUGGGACUGUUGCGUUCCCUGGGUGUGGUUGAAGAAGUGGUUGCUCUUUAUUGUGAUGGACCCCUUUGUGGACCUAGGCAUUACCAUCUGCAUCGUUCUCAACACCCUCUUCAUGGCAAUGGAGCAUUUCCCAAUGAGCCCAGAGUUUGACCACAUGCUCUCUGUGGGGAACCUGGUUUUCACUGGGAUCUUCACUGCAGAGAUGGUCUUUAAGCUUUGUGCCAUGGAUCCCUACUACUACUUCCAGGUUGGCUGGAAUGUUUUUGACAGCAUUAUCGUCACGUUCAGUCUGGUGGAGUUAGGUCUAGCCAAUGUCCAAGGCCUGUCCGUCCUCAGGUCCUUCCGUUUGCUGCGUGUCUUUAAACUUGCCAAGUCUUGGCCCACGCUCAACAUGCUGAUCAAGAUUAUUGGCAAUUCGGUAGGCGCCCUGGGCAACCUGACCCUGGUGCUGGCCAUCAUUGUCUUCAUCUUUGCUGUGGUGGGCAUGCAGCUGUUUGGCAAGAGCUACAAGGAGUGUGUGUGUAAGAUCGCCAUCGACUGCAAGUUGCCGCGCUGGCACAUGCACGACUUCUUCCACUCAUUCCUCAUCGUUUUUCGCAUCCUGUGCGGGGAGUGGAUCGAGACAAUGUGGGACUGCAUGGAAGUGGCCGGAGCCGGGAUGUGCCUCGUGGUCUUCAUGAUGGUCAUGGUCAUUGGAAACCUGGUGGUGUUGAACCUGUUCCUUGCCUUGCUGCUCAGCUCGUUCAGUGGAGACAACCUGUCCAGUGAUGAUGAUGGUGAGAUGAACAAUCUCCAGAUUGCCAUCGGCAGGAUCAACUGGGGCAUUGACUGGGUGAAAGCUUUUAUCCGGCGCAAGGUCCUUCAGCUACUUGGCAAAAAAUCCCCUGGAGAUGAGGAAGGAGUUGAGGGGGUUGAAGGAACUCCUGAAAAAGAGGCUGUUGCACUAAACCAUUUGGACACGGGCCAGGAUUGCAAGACGCUCAACAAGAUGAGCAAUUGUGUUGAGGGACUUCAGGCUGACGGUGAUGUGAGCCUCACAGUUCCCAUAGCCCAGGUGGAGUCAGACUUUGAGAAUGAUGAUGAUGACAGUGGGUCAUUAAGAACAGAAGAAGAAAAGGAACAAGCUGAACACAUAAAUGUACCGAUCAAUGGCAAAAUAAAGAAGGUAAAGUUACUCUGCUUAAACUAUGAUUCCUCUGUGUGCAGCACUGUGGACUAUGUACCCGAACCAGAGCCAGGACUAGAGGAAGAAGCAGAUGAGCCAGAACCAGAGGAACCAGAAGAAUGCUUUACUGAUGAAUGCAUCGCGAGAUGGCCGUGCCUGACGUUUGACGUCUCUCAAGGCAGAGGCAAGAAGUGGUGGAAUCUCCGCAGGGCCUGUUUUACCAUCGUAGAAAAUGACUACUUUGAGACCUUCAUUGUCUUCAUGAUUCUCCUGAGCAGUGGCGCUCUGGCUUUUGAGGAUAUUUACAUUGAGAGGAGAAGAACGAUUAAAAUUAUCCUGGAGUAUGCAGAUAAAAUCUUCACCUAUGUGUUUAUCAUUGAGAUGCUCUUAAAAUGGGUAGCGUAUGGCUUCAAGACGUACUUCACCAAUGCUUGGUGUUGGUUGGACUUCCUCAUUGUGGAUGUUUCCUUAGUCACUCUAGGAGCUAAUUGGAUGGGCUACUCUGACCUUGGACCAAUCAAAUCUCUUAGGACACUCAGAGCUCUAAGGCCACUUCGAGCCCUGUCACGAUUUGAAGGGAUGAGGGUGGUGGUGAACGCACUCAUCGGCGCCAUCCCCUCCAUCUUCAAUGUGUUGUUGGUGUGCCUUAUCUUCUGGCUCAUCUUCAGCAUAAUGGGAGUCAACCUGUUUGCCGGAAAGUUCUACCGCUGCAUUAACACCACCACAGAUGUCAUUUUCCCCAUGACAGAGGUUAACAACAAGAGCGACUGCUUAGCUCUCCAACUUGCUACCCAGGAAGCACGCUGGGUCAACGCCAAGAUCAACUUUGACAACGUGGGCCUAGGAUACCUUUCUCUUCUGCAAGUGGCAACAUUUAAAGGAUGGAUGGACAUCAUGUAUGCUGCAGUGGACUCUCGAGAGGUGGAGGAGCAGCCCUCAUACGAGAUAAACCUGUACAUGUACAUCUACUUCGUCAUCUUCAUCAUCUUUGGCUCUUUCUUUACACUCAAUCUCUUUAUUGGUGUCAUUAUUGACAAUUUCAACCAGCAAAAGAAAAAGUUCGGUGACGACAUCUUCAUGACAGAGGAGCAGAAGAAAUAUCAUGAAGCCAUGAAGAAACUUGGCUCGAAGAAGCCGGUGAAGCCUAUCCCAAGGCCUACGAAUAUGAUCCAAGGCGUGGUGUUUGAUUUCAUCAGUCAACAGUUCUUUGACAUCUUCAUUAUGGUCCUCAUCUGCCUCAACAUGGUCACCAUGAUGGUGGAGACGGAUGACCAGAGUGUGGAGAAGGAAGACGUCCUCUUCAAGAUCAACUUGGCCUUCAUCGUUGUCUUCACCGGCGAAUGUCUGCUCAAGCUAUUUGCCCUUCGCCAAUAUUUUUUCACGAUCGGAUGGAACAUAUUUGACUUCGUUGUGGUCAUUUUGUCCGUCGCUGGUAUAAUGCUGUCUGACCUCAUAGAGAAGUACUUUGUGUCACCCACCUUGUUUAGGGUCAUCAGGCUUGCUAGGAUAGGCAGGGUCCUGCGUCUCAUCAAAGGGGCCAAGGGCAUUCGGACGCUAUUGUUUGCGCUGAUGAUGUCACUUCCUGCCCUGUUCAACAUUGGCCUCUUGCUCUUCCUUAUCAUGUUUAUCUUCUCCAUCUUUGGCAUGUCUAACUUUGCCUAUGUCAAAAAAGAGGCCGGCAUUGAUGACAUCUUCAAUUUUGAGACGUUCGGCAACAGUAUUAUCUGCCUUUUUGAGAUCACCACCUCAGCGGGUUGGGACGGCCUUCUGCUGCCAAUUCUAAACAGUGUUCCUCCAGAGUGCGACCCAGACCUUGAGAACCCAGGCUCUGAUGUGCGGGGCAACUGCGGCAAUCCGGGAAUGGGCAUCAUGUUUUUCUGCAGUUACAUCAUCAUGUCCUUCCUGGUGGUGGUCAACAUGUACAUUGCCAUCAUCCUGGAGAACUUUAACACGGCCCAAGAGGAGAGCGGGGACCUGCUGUGCGAGGAUGACUUUGAGAUGUUUUAUGAAACCUGGGAGAAAUUUGACCCGGAGGCAACACAGUUCAUAGAGUACGCCAAGCUUUCAGACUUCUGUGACACCCUGCUGGAACCUCUACGCAUCGCCAAGCCCAACCGACUUAAGCUGAUUUCUAUGGACCUGCCGCUGGUCACCGGCGACAAGAUCCACUGCCUGGAUAUAUUGCUGGCUGUCACCCAGGAGGUGCUGGGAGAAGGGGUAGAGAUGACAGCCAUGAAAGUGAGCAUUGAGGCCAAGUUCAAUAUGAGCAACCCCACGGCGGACUCAUACGAGCCCAUCACCACCACACUUCGGCGCAAGGAGGAGGAGGCGGCGGCCGUGGUCAUCCAGCGGGCCUUCCGGAAGCGUCUGCUUAAGCGUUCCAUCCGACAUGCUUCCUUCAUGUGCCGUUCCAAAAGGCAGGUGAGGCGAGUUGAGGAUGAGGAGCCCCCGGAGACGGAUGGACUGCUAGCACGCAAGAUGAACGUACUCUAUGGUAGCGACCUGGACCUGGCAGCUGAGAUGGAACUGGCUGGGUUACAAGUGCAGCCCAGCUCGCAAACACAGCCCUCAGGGCCGGAGCGCACAGGACGAGAGCCCACAGGGUCAGAGCUGUCCGGGCCCAACAUUUCAGUGGUCCCCGUGCAGGUCACCAGUGAGGUGGUGUUACACUCCUCCCCUUAUUCGCGUAGUCCUCAAUCAAUAAACAUCCUGCGUGAGUCAAUUGUAUAA
Esox lucius (northern pike) is the source of this 5724-nucleotide messenger RNA. It is a transcript of the gene scn4aa, whose product is annotated as sodium channel, voltage-gated, type IV, alpha, a. Lineage: Eukaryota; Metazoa; Chordata; Actinopteri; Esociformes; Esocidae. Gene Ontology annotation, molecular function: voltage-gated sodium channel activity. The record is from RefSeq and is a predicted model, not a curated record. The coding region runs from base 127 to 5724 and encodes 1865 amino acids. The transcript has 27 exons. Gene Ontology annotation, cellular component: plasma membrane; axon; voltage-gated sodium channel complex. Gene Ontology annotation, biological process: membrane depolarization during action potential; sodium ion transmembrane transport; neuronal action potential.